Molecule: messenger RNA, 1500 nt
Organism: Pestalotiopsis fici W106-1
Lineage: Eukaryota; Fungi; Ascomycota; Sordariomycetes; Amphisphaeriales; Sporocadaceae
Exons: 2
Coding region: 1-1500 (499 amino acids)
Source: RefSeq, a predicted model, not a curated record
AUGACUACGGUACGGCUGGAUGACUAUAAUAUGUAUUUCGACGAUGGCAUGGUUGAAGAGACCGACGAGGAAGGAGUCGAUGUCGUGGAUGUUGUGGAAGAUCCCUAUAACGCUGAAAUGGAAGGAAUCGGGGAAUACCCACUGGAGGUCGACGAUGAAAGGGUUGAAGCAUCCCCUCUUGACGCCAAAGGCAAGCAGGCUGAGGGAUAUUCCUACGGCAUCGAGAUGGGUAUGAAUAAUAUGGAGAUGUACGAUGAUCAAAUGGACAUACCUGCACACAAUGGUGUUCACGAAAACAACACCGAUGAAAACGUUGGAGGUUCAGAGCAUAUUCGCCGCAGGGGCGAGUUCAAGCGACAUUUGGAUGAAAAUGACGAAGAGUCCAUGGACGAACUUGCGACAAACGACAUCCUUGGAGACCAACACGAGAGGGAAUUAGACACGACGGAAUUUAUAGAAGCACCUGUGGAAGGAGCCGAUGGAAUGGCAGCGGCGCCAACGGUAGCGCUUCAGUUCACGAGGAAAAACCACCAGGGCUCAGGCCGAGCUGCGGGUGAAACAUCACCACAUCUGCACAUUUCAAAAAAGGCCAAACUAGGCAAACAGCGAACUCUUCAUUCGACCCACAGCAGCUCUUCAACACAUGAGCAAAAAAUCAUGGGAGAUGGUCGCUUGAGGGCCCGGCAGGCGCCCAAGCCAUUUUCUGACGAGAUGUCGCGGGCAAUUGCAAUCAUGGACCAGGAGAUACGAGAUCAUGACCUAGGUCAACCGAAGAAGCGGGGUCGCGGAAGGCCACCCAAAGGCUCAAGAAUUGUACCCCAAGUUACAGUCACGGCCACCACGUCGGGAAGCGGUACUCCCGGAACGGGCAGUGGACCUGGAACGGCAAUUAAAAGGCGUGGACGACCACCCAAGGCCCCGCCUUUAUCUAUCAGAGAGAUUUACUUGCAAACAAAGCCCAAAUUUAUUUCCUUUGGCUGCGAAUGGCACGAUCCGCAGCUGUAUCCCACGACUGCCAGCGGCAGGUGUCCCGCUGAGCUGCAAAAUCUUGACACACUGCGCCGGCAUGUGUUUAUCGUCCACAGCUAUGAAUCGGGUUCUUGCAUAUGCCGAUGGGGCAAAUGCUCUGCUCAAUCGGAACCCGUAACAUUCCAAGACGAAGAGGCGUGGACCUCCCACAUGGAACAGAAGCAUCUCAUACCAUACUCUUGGCAUAUGGGGGACGGCAUUCAAAAUCGCGGCAUCGAGGAAUUAAAAAAGGAUAUCGACUCGGAAGAACUUCCGCGUUACCUCUUCUUUGAGGACGGACAACAGGUCACGCCCAGUAUUCGUGACCAACAAUUUGAUGAUCAGCAAGCAACGCUGGACCGGAAAAGGAUGCUCAGCGACAUCCGGAGGCAAGCGGAGGAGAAUGCGCCCACGGAUCAGGAACAUAGAUUACAGCUAUUAGGCCAAGAAAUGCCUCCUCCUGCACGACUUGUUAAUCAAAGGGCAAGCUAA